Messenger RNA from Acanthaster planci (crown-of-thorns starfish), 3606 nucleotides. RefSeq names its product cytochrome P450 3A24-like. NCBI's taxonomy places the organism in Eukaryota, Metazoa, Echinodermata, Asteroidea, Valvatida, Acanthasteridae. Gene Ontology annotation, molecular function: heme binding; steroid hydroxylase activity; oxidoreductase activity, acting on paired donors, with incorporation or reduction of molecular oxygen. The record is from RefSeq and is a predicted model, not a curated record.
UGUAGGUGCCUGCCUGCAUAUAAAUCGGCGUCAGUGCCGUGAGGGACAACUCUUUGAAGUUAAUCUGUGAAGUUUGUGCAAAAAUAUCCUGAUUUGUUACCGAACAUGGAACUGUUGGGCUUUGAGCUGUCUCUGACUUGGUUCCUCAUCAUUUGCGUUGUGUUGGUGGCAGCAUGGUAUGAUCGGUGGUGCCACCAGUACUUCCAGAGACGAGGCAUCCCGGUGCCAGACUAUAUCCCCUUCUUUGGCAACAUCCUACAGUGGCGCCAUGGCGUUCAGAAGACUUUUACUGAUUACGUAAAGAAGCAUGGAAGAGUCGUCGGGAUGUACGAUUUCCGGCGUCCAGUUCUGAUCGUCAAUGAUCCUGACAUUCUGAAGAACGUUCUGGUCAAGAAUUUCUCCAGUUUCUACAAUCGCAGAAAAUUCCCUCUCGGUCAAGAACCUCUCAACAGGGGCUUGACUCAGCUUGUGAAUGAGGAAUGGAAAGAGACACGCAACGUCAUCACUCCGUCAUUCAGUGCCUCCAAGAUGAGACAGAUGUCGGUAAUGAUCAACGAGUGCUGCGACACUCUUGUGACAAACUUCAGCAAGGCGCAGGAGGGCGGGAAAUCUGCCGACUGCAGGGUGUUGUUUGGGGGGUUCACCAUGGACGCCAUCGCGAAGUGUGGAUUCGGUCUCAAGGUUGACUCCCAGCAAAACAAGGACGACCCGUUUGUCCAGAAUGCCAAGAAGGCGUUUGAGUUCAGCCUCUUCAAUCCUGCUUUCAUGAUAGUCUCUGCCUUUCCUGCGUUGGCCCCCGUUCUUGCUUAUCUGAAAUUCGACCUGUUUGAUCCGAAGACCGUCAAGUUUUUCAUGGAUGUGACGGAGGCAGCAUGCAACAUCCGCAGACAGGAGGGCAGCGAGGCUUCAAAGCACAUCGAUUUCUUGCAACUGAUGUUGAACGCCCACAAUGACGAGGAGCACGACGAGGAAGACACGCCCACCAUUGAGAACGGCACGGACAAGGGCGUGGUCCAUCGCAGGGCUUUGUCCAAAAUCGAUGUCAUGGCUCAGGCUAUCACUUUCUUCCUGGCUGGGUACGAGACAACCAAUACACUGCUUAGCUUCACCGCUUACCUGCUGGCCACCAACCAAGACGUGCAGGAGAAGCUACACGCUGAGAUUGACGACCUCGCUCCCACGAGAGACAAUCUUGGCUAUGACGUCAUCGCCAAGAUGGAGUAUUUGGACAUGGUCAUCAAUGAGUCACUGCGCAUGUACCCUCCAGCCGUCAUAUUUGAUCGCAUGUGCAACGAGACAAUCACCUAUGACGGUCUGACUAUCGAAAAGGGUGUCAACGUGUUCGUAAGUCUCUGGACCUUACAUUACGACGAGGAGUUCUGGCCAAACCCGACCAAAUUCGACCCCGAAAGAUUCAGCCCUGAGAACAAGGCCUCCAUUAAGCCGUGUACCUACAUGCCAUUUGGCUUCGGUCCCCGUAACUGCAUAGGUAUGCGCUUUGCCCUGCUGGAAUCCAAGAUGGCGCUGGUCCGUGUGCUGCAACAGUAUCGCUUCGAUGUCAGCUCGGAAACCGAGAUCCCGCCUACCCUUGGGAAGACCGGGUUCCUUGCUCCAAAGAGUUUGAUGCUGAAAGCUGUCCAGAGAAAUUAAAUAGCAAGAAAAGACAUCAGACUGUGACGAGUAUUUCUGACAUCUCAUUCGAGAGUUGUUUUAUUUCUCGUUUCCAUCUAAUCAUUUUUAUGGUGAGAAUGUAGCGUGCAAAGUCUGCCAACUUCUAGACACAAAAUAGCAGCCUGUCGAUUUCGUUGCUGCUGCUUGUAUUCAAAUCGUUCUAACGUCUGAUUUUAACAACAGGUUUAAUCAAUAAAAUUGUUUUUCUCAAAGAAAAUGUAUUGGAUCUGACCGAUGAUGAUAGAAAUAUGAACAGAGUUUAGCUGUGCUUUACUUGUUUUGCGAAGAGCUGCUUCGAGGAGGUGCGCGCGAUAUGCUUUGCACCCUAUGCUUGCAUUUUGUAAUCACUGCUGACAGGACGAAAUAAGAAAUUUUUGUGAAGAUUCUAUCUUUGCAAUGGCCUUUAAAUUAUGCUGGGAUUGAUUUCCGGAAUUCUUUAAUAUAUCUACGUAUCUUGGCGUACAUGUAUUGAGUUGGUUUUCGAAAAGUGUGAACAUGCAAUCUACACCAGUUUCAGCUAUAGUUCUUUUUAUAUCUUUCAUAUGGACUGUAAUCAUUAUAAUAAUUGAAAAGUUUUCAUAUUACUGUAGAUUUCGACGUACAUUUUAUAGCAGAAUGCAUUAUAUUCACUUCUUGACUUUUGUGAGGCAACUAUACAUAGUAAUGCUUGCAGAUAUUCUACCGAAACUGUGUAUUUUUGAGUGUAAUGGAUAAGAUGUGAUACCACGGCCUGUCAUAACUUAAAUGCUCCGGCAUUUUGUGUCAUGUUAUCGUUGAAAAGUCCAGUUGACUUUUCUCAAAGGAGUCUGGAGUUUCGGAAGAAAAUAUGCGUUUCCCCAGGGUUAUCAUUAAAGACCUCUUUGAUCUCUUCUAUAGUCUUUUUGUGUGGUGCAGUUCCUAAUUACGGUACAUUUUUUGUUGGAUUAUUUCCAACGUCCUGAUUGGUAUUAGGCCAGCUUUGUCAUGCGACCUUUUAAUGUAGAGUAUAUUUGGAUUAAACCGAUAUAGCUGCAGAGUUGUAAAAUGUACAUUAUAUUUCGGAUAAGUUAGUGCUUUAAACGUCCGUUCAAGUUCAAACGAAGAUCUUCCCAUUGCAUUUAUUUAGGGACCAGCCUUUGUAGUUUUGUUGAAUUUCUGCAUUGGAAGCCACAUAUUAUUGCUACUUUUAUUGGGUUUUCUUUUUUAAGCUGAGCAGAUAGCUUGUCCUCUUCUCUUACUGGUGUUUUUGUAGGAGUUGAACGCUUUCAAAAGUUUCUAUGAAAGAUGGUGUAAGGAGAGAUUACGCGUUGAAUUAUAACAUAGGGAUUUAUUAACCAAAUACUUGGUGUAUUGCGGGUAAGCAGGUGGGAUAGCCAGGAGCAUAUCCAGCUUUUGCUGUUAGUGGGGCAAAUUCAACAUGGUGUUGGGGGGGGGGGUUCCAAAGCCUUACGGUCUCCACAUCCUUGCUUCUAUUUGCUGGUGGUGUUAUUCUCCAUUGCUGGAGUGCAAAAACUCUGUUUGUUUUACAAACAUUUCGAGAGAUUCUUUGAAGUAAAUUAGGCCAUUUUUCAUAUCGGCAUCAUUUUUUUUGUUGACAAAAGUCGAUAAUGUUUAUGCUAUAAAGGUCGCCGACACCAGUGUUUGUCUCAAUACAAACCUCAAGCUUUAUCUCGAUAAGUUAGCAUAAACCUUUGCACUCCAUGCCUGCCUUUUGUGUUCGAAGUCUGUGCCCUUUUGGCUUUGUAAAGAGUUCGUGUCAAUCAUUUUUAGCGACAAAAAGGUCUCUUGCCCUGGCUGAAGACGGUGCCACGAGGGAUCUGGGAAUCGCUAGGUUUUUCUUCCCGGGGGAAGAGCAAGUUUAUCAAAGGUGAAUGCACUUUUCACCUGGAAGAGCAAAGCGCUCACCAGCAACGAACUGAUCUACUACGAAAGGCGGAAGGCGGAGCUAAAGGAUUU